This is a messenger RNA of Pyrenophora tritici-repentis Pt-1C-BFP, 2781 nucleotides long. The record is from RefSeq and is a predicted model, not a curated record. Lineage: Eukaryota; Fungi; Ascomycota; Dothideomycetes; Pleosporales; Pleosporaceae.
AUGUCCUCCCGUACCGUGCCGCCAAUGAAGUCGCUGUCCACAGCUGAUCGCCGCUCUGUCAAUGCCAACCACACGACUUCGCGACCCCGCGUCGCUUCUGGCGAGGAAAUCGACCGUCGCAGCACCACAACAGCACCGCAUGCGAGGACAAAGUCGGCCUCUAUGCGCGCACCUCAAGCCGGCUCAGGUGAGCGGCGCACUGAGAAGAAAGAGGUGCGGGAGCGCGAGACGGAGACACGGCGCACGAGGAGUCCGUUGAAGCAUUCGAGUGAGAGUCGGAAUGCUCGAACCCGCGCCGAGAAACAAGCGCGAGACAUUGAGAGACCGUCUCGGAGCGCCGCCUCGCAAAAGUCGGAGCAGGAACCCCAGCCGCCAUGGGAGCCCCAAGCCUCUCUAAUACCACACACGACCGCCCCACUCGCUACCCGCAUCUCUAUUCCUCCUCUAGCCUCUACUGCUCCCGUGUCGCUGCAACCUACACCACUCGCACAACUGUCAUUAGAGGCCCAGGAGAGGGCCAUAUUGGAGGAUCUCUUGUUCGUGUUUAUGGGCUUUGAGGGACAGUACAUUCGAUUCAGCGAUGUUUACAAUCCACAUGAAGAGAAAGAGCGCUUGGUCGGGCCACAGUUUCGGCUGAUGCCAGGCUUGGAUCCUAGUCUGAGAGACCUGACCAAAUCGAUGCUGAAGACGGCCACACACUACAUAGCUAUAGAGACCUGUGUUGAGGUUCUGAGCAGGGAAGAGUACGGUGCGGUGAACCAUUCUUUGUGCGCUGCGGUACGCCGGUUACUAAAGGAUUACCUUACACUUGUUGCCCAACUCGAGCACCAGCUGCUGACAAACGACUCCUUUACCCUCCACGUACUGAACCUACACACCAAACAAACGAGUCAUAUGCUUUUCCAGCUCUAUACGACAGGGAUUGAACUGCUGAAGGCGAACGGCAUCUUGGAGGAUGAGAAAGAUGAGGAUUCCGCCGACGACGACAGCAACGACUUCGAAAACAUUCUGGAAUCGCUGCGGGAGGGUGGAAACACAACCAAGAAGCUAUGCAAGGGUGGCAGCGUGCUGGGACUCAUCACCAAGCGACUAUCGUCAAUGUCAGGCGAUCCUGCAGCGCGGACAUUACUGACCACGUUACUCCGAGAAGCUAGCAGACCGUACAUGGCUAUGUUGAACGAGUGGCUACAUCACGGAGGAAUAAAGGACCCACAUUCCGAGUUCCUCAUUAAAGAGCAAAGGAGUAUCAAGCGCGAACGGUUAGACCAAGACUAUACUGAUGAGUACUGGGAGAAGAGAUAUACCAUACGCGAUGCGCUUGUACCACCACAGCUCGAAGCAGUCAAAGACAAAGUCCUUUUAGCGGGGAAAUACCUUAACGUGGUUCGCGAGUGCGGCGGCGUCGACGUUAGCAAAGUUGUGCAGGAUGCGCCAACAAGCUUCGAUGACCCACGCUUCUUGGACAAUGUCAAUGCCUCAUACGCCUACGCAAACUCCUCGCUCCUCAACCUGCUACUGACAACACACCAACUACCCGCUCGGUUACGCUCGCUAAAGCACUACUUCUUCCUCGAUCGAUCCGAUUUUUUCACAUACUUCCUCGAAAUGAGCGAGCUCGAGCUUAAGAAGCCAGCGAAGCACGUUAAUGUCGGCAAGCUGCAAUCUCUGCUCGAUCUCGCCACUCGUCACGCUGGAUCAGUCGCUGUAGAAGAUCCAUACAAGGAGGAUAUCAAGGUUCAAAUCAAUGACACUGGACUUACGAAUUGGCUCAUGAAGAUUGUCAAUGUCCAGGGUCUUGAUCAAGAUGCCGCGACUGCUGGUCUAUCCACAUACACCUCCGCAAACUCAGCGCCCAUUACCGACGAUACUAACAUUACCGGUUACCAAGCGCUAGUUUUCGACUAUGCGAUGCCGUUCCCGCUGUCACUCGUAGUCAGCAGAGUCACACUCACCCGAUAUCAGCUGUUAUUCCGAUACCUACUCAGCCUGAAACACCUCGAGACCGAUCUCGCAAAGUGCUGGGGCGAACAAGGCAAGAACGCAGCCUGGAAACAUCGCUCAAAGAACCCGCGUAUCGAACAGUGGAAACGCCGAGCCUGGACACUUCGCGCCCGUAUGCUCGUCUUCGUACAACAACUCACAUACUACUGCACCUCGGAAGUCAUUGAGCCCAAUUGGACAUCAUUGAUGUCGCGCAUAAGUGAGGAGAAGCAAGACACAAAAGGCCGAGCAAAGACGGCAGAGGAAGAAGGCACCGCUCCCCAAGUGAAGCGAACAGUGGACGAACUAAUGCAAGACCACGUUGACUUUCUUGCUACUUGUUUGAAAGAGUGCAUGCUUACUAACAGUAAGCUGCUCCGAAUCAACAACAAAAUAAUGUCAACAUGCAGCAUGUUCGCCUCCUUCACCUACUCUCUCUCCCGCUACCUCGUAACCGGCGAUCCAGACCUCGUCGCCCAAGUAAACGCCUCCUUCGCCCCUCCACCCCCCUCCAAAUCCUCCUCCUCGAAACCAUCAGCCCCCGUCCCAGCCCUCCUAUCAGCAACCCACCGCCCCACCACGCACUUUGUCUACGACCCCCAGCGCGUAGACAAAAUGUUUGACAUGCUGGCCAAGUACGAGGAGAACUUUACACGGCAUCUUAAGAUUUUGCUGGAUACGUUGAAUUAUUUGGCGGCGACUGAGACUGUGGUUUUCUUGAGUUUGUGUGCGAGGUUGACGAGUGCGGGCGAGGGGUUGAGUGGGUUUCAGGUGCCCAUGGGUAUGGAGGGUGUUGUUUAG